GUAGGAAAAUAAAAUCCACCAGGAAGAACUUGAACUGACUGCUGAUGCUGUUGACUUAUCACAGUCCUUGACAUUUCACAUCAUGCCUCAAACAGUGUCUGCAACUGAGUCCAACACCAACCAUCACAUCUCGUGACGUCCUGCUGAUGGAUAUUAUUUACUGAAUUCAAGGGGCAGAGAACAUCUUGAGGCUUCGUUUGAAUAAUCCUGAUUUACAUCAAGAUACAAAUGCCGAUUAAAAGUGGAUCCAGGACCGAUCCGAGGAGCUCAUCCAGCUGGGGCGCCUCUCCGACCAGAGGCUGAGAGCCAGGAAUGGCAAAGUUUCCAACUUGGUGGACAGGCAGUCAAUUCUUCAGCGACUGGAGAGGCUGGAGGAUGUGGUCUACAACCAGCUAAACGGUCUGGCGAAGCCAAUGGGGCUGGUGGAGGGACCCGGAGGUCUCGGCCAGGGGGGCGCCGCUGCCACUCUGGGAGAGGACAGCCACGACGCAGAGGGGAAGUACGAGGAGUACGGCUACAACGCUCAGCUCAGCGACCGCAUCUCCCUUGACAGGAGCAUCCCUGACUACAGACCUAAGAAGUGUAAGCAGUUGACGUACCCGGAGGACCUUCCCCAGAUCUCCGUUGUGUUCAUCUUCGUGAACGAGGCGCUGUCGGUGAUCCUCCGCUCCGUCCACAGCGUGGUCAACCACACGCCGGCACACCUGCUGAAGGAGAUCAUUUUGGUAGACGACAACAGUGACAGCGUGGAGCUGAAAUUCAACUUGGACCAGUACGUGAACAAACGCUACCCAGGCCUGGUGAAGAUUGUGAGGAAUAACAAGCGGGAGGGCUUGAUCCGAGCCAGGAUCCACGGCUGGAACGCCGCCACGUCUCCCGUCGUUGGCUUCUUUGACGCUCACGUCGAGUUCAACACUGGCUGGGCUGAACCCAUUCUGACCCGGAUGAAGGAGGAUCACACGCGUAUUAUUCUCCCCGCCAUCGACAACAUCAAGUACAACACCUUCGAGGUGCAGCAGUAUGCCAACGCCGCCCACGGCUACAACUGGGGUUUAUGGUGCAUGUACAUCAUCCCGCCGCAAGAGUGGCUGGACAAGGGCGAUGAGACGGCCCCCAUCAGGACUCCGGCAAUGAUUGGCUGCUCCUUUGUGGUCGACCGGGAAUACUUUGGUGAGAUCGGUCUGCUGGAUCCUGGCAUGGAAGUGUACGGAGGAGAGAACAUCGAGCUGGGCAUGCGGGUGUGGCAGUGCGGGGGGAGCAUGGAGGUCCUGCCGUGCGCCCGGGUCGCCCACAUCGAGCGCACCAAGAAGCCCUACAACAACGACAUCGACUACUACGCCAAACGCAACGCCCUGAGAGCGGCGGAGGUGUGGAUGGACGAAUACAAAUCCCACGUCUACAUGGCCUGGAACAUUCCCAUGAACAACCCGGGAGUUGAUUUUGGCGAUGUCUCAGAGCGCGUGGCCUUAAGGAAAAGGAUGCAAUGUCAAAGCUUUCGCUGGUACCUGGAGCACGUCUACCCAGAGAUGCGGAUCUACAACAACACCAUCACAUAUGGCGAGGUGAGAAACAGUAAAGCCAGCGGCUACUGCCUGGACCAGGGCUCCGAGGACGACGACAAAGCCAUCCUGUACCCGUGCCACGGCAUGUCCUCCCAGCUCGCCCGCUACUCCACCGAGGGUCUUCUGCAGCUUGGACCCCUGGGGUCGACCACAUUUCUUCCUGACACAAAAUGUCUCAUUGAUGACGGCAGAGGACGCACCCCGAGUCUGAAAAAAUGUGAUGCCGUCUCCAGGAUUUCCCAACGGCUUUGGGAUUUUACACAGAACGGCCCGAUCAUCAACAGAGACACGGGUCGGUGCUUGGAGGUCGAGAUGUCCAAAGAUGCCAACUUUGGUCUCCGCCUGGUGGUGCAGAGAUGUUCCGGUCAGAAGUGGAUGAUACGGAACUGGAUCAGGCACCCCAGGCACUGAGGAGGCCGUCGUUUCCCAGACGUUUUGGCCAGCAUUUCCAAUCGCAGUGGCAGACUGCUGAGGGAGGAGCAGAAAGCGGUUUAUUGCCGCGAGGUGUGGGAUUUCACGCUUACGAACUUGCAAAGCACGCCGACCUCCAACUCGGGCAACAGAGGUUCCGCUGCGAUGAGCCUUAAAGAAGAACACGAUCAAUGUAUUUGUUCCCCUGAGCUUCUUCCUCACGCCACAACCUUCAGCAGAGCUGCACUGUUUGAAAUGGCCAACCUCUCUGACAUUCAGCCAUAUGUAUAGAGCACAUCCCCUUUGUGCAGUCCGGUUCAAUAUUCUGCAGCAGUGACUCUGCUGUAAAACUCUCGCUUCUUAGGAAGAAAAAGAAGAAGAAAAGACAUGCAGGGCUUUUUGGGGCCUGUUGACUUUCACAAGGUAGACUGGGUAAAUUAGGAGAGAUAAUUGUUAUCAAUGGCCAGAUGAAACUGAGUCUUUCGGGAGUAAUUUGAGGAAGUAGCUGUGGACAUAACGUGCCGCCCUGGCAGGACAUGUAAUGAGCUACUGGCUGUCAUCCAAACAGGAGCGACUUCACCUUUUACUCACACUUCUUUGUUUCUGUGGACUGUUUGGCUCACUGUUGACAAAAAAAAAGAAAAAAAAAAGAAAAGCAAUCAUGUGCCUUUUGUUUCUGAUUUUUCAGCUUCAUCUGACCUGAGAAUGUCAGCCCCAAAAGCAUGUAUAAAGCUAUUUGAAAGUUAAAUUAUGAAAAGUGUAUAAAGCCGUUUAAUAAUAGUAAUAUAUUGUAAAAAAAGAAAAGAAAGCGAAAGUGGAAAACUGAUAAAUGUCCUCAAAACAAUUACUAUUAGAAUAUUAAAAACCCUUUUUAUUAGUUGCCUGUCUUUCUUUUUCAAAAUCUUCUUUAACGAAUGAAUGUUGGCUUUUUCUUCACGUUGUGUUGUCAUUGUGUUCGGUGAAUACCUGCAUUUUCUUUUGCACCGGGCCCGCUGCUGACAUUGACAGAACAAUUGCUUGUCUUUUGUUGAGGCCGCUGUUUCAGAAAGCUACAGUCUCCGUCAUGUUUGGUUCUCUCUGCCCUAAUUGAUCCAGACCACUAACUGGAAAGAAGUUCUUCAAAAAAGACACACAGACUUUCAGUGGCUUCUUGUCCCUUCCACAAAACAAAGAGGUCUCAAUUUUUAUUUUUUAUUGAUUUUUUUCAAUUAUUAUUACCCACGACAAAUGCUGCAUUCACAAGCAUCAGUAAGAUCUAUGUUAGUUUCAAGAAAAGUACUUGAGCAAAAAGGGGACAUUUUGAAGGAGGAUCUCACUGGUGUGUUUCAACUCAUUACAGUACAAGUGUUUCCAUAAAAAAAAAAAAAAAGAAAUGUUAGUAAAUACAUAUUAUAUCAUCCGAAGUAUUUUCUUAUUUCCAAAUUUGCAUAUCAAUUUGAGUGACAUCCAACCUUCUGAAAGGUUUUCCAGUUGGUUGGUGUGCUUAUGGUGAUUUCCUUAGCACUGAUGUCAAGACAGUAGCUGCGUUUCCACUUCAAAUGUGUGAAAACUUUAUCGAAAAAACACAAUUUUGUUAUUGGUGUUUCCAUUAAAUAAUAAAAAAAACAAACAAAAAAACAGAAUUAAAGUCACACUUCACGUCGUUCACGUGCCGCGCCAUCAUCCGACCACUUCCUGUUGGUCUCAGUUGUGAGUGGAAAACAGCUGCCCACAUUAAUCCCCAAUGCACUCAACUUUAAAGUUGAAACUGUGCAGGCGGGAGAGGGCCAUUCUCCCUGCAACUCCCAAACCCAGACUCAUCCGUUGGAUUGCCAGACACAGAGGCAUCAUUCUUCACUCUAGAGGACACUCUACUGCUUUAAACCAGAGAAAGCCUGCUGUACGCCACUCCAUCCGACGCUGUACGCCACUCCAUUCGACGCUGUACGCCACUCCAUCCGACGCUGUACGCCACUCCAUCCGACGCCGUACGCCACUCCAUCCGA
This is a messenger RNA of Gambusia affinis (western mosquitofish), 3958 nucleotides long. It is a transcript of the gene galnt9, whose product is annotated as polypeptide N-acetylgalactosaminyltransferase 9. The record is from RefSeq and is a predicted model, not a curated record. Gene Ontology annotation, cellular component: Golgi apparatus. The coding region runs from base 414 to 1973 and encodes 519 amino acids. The transcript is spliced from 13 exons. NCBI's taxonomy places the organism in Eukaryota, Metazoa, Chordata, Actinopteri, Cyprinodontiformes, Poeciliidae.